Molecule: messenger RNA, 10850 nt
Organism: Toxorhynchites rutilus septentrionalis
Lineage: Eukaryota; Metazoa; Arthropoda; Insecta; Diptera; Culicidae
Gene: Cdk5alpha
Product: cyclin-dependent kinase 5 activator 1
Exons: 4
Coding region: 1116-2561 (481 amino acids)
Biological process (GO): positive regulation of cyclin-dependent protein serine/threonine kinase activity; activation of protein kinase activity
Cellular component (GO): cytoplasm; protein kinase 5 complex
Molecular function (GO): protein kinase binding; cyclin-dependent protein serine/threonine kinase activator activity
Source: RefSeq, a predicted model, not a curated record
CGUGUGAGUGUAUUCCAUUCACAGGCUAGCCUGUGCAGAAUCGAGACUCGACUUUUCAAAAUCGUCAUUUAUAUCAGAACCAGUGUGCGGGAGACUUGAGCCUCCAUAUUUGCGUUUUGAUAUAUUAUCAACAUAGUGUGAAGUUUAGGACUUUUCUGAGUAGUUUAUUGUGUCUGGAGGGAGUCUUUAGUGGAAUUUGGAUGAAAUAAAUGUAAUCGUGGAGUUUAAGUAAGCGAAAAAACAUAUUCGUGUCUCAUCCCCUCACUGAAGGCGAGGCAGGAAGGAUACCUUCACACAAAUGGAAAAGCUUUGACAAACCCAGUGAAAAUAUAACGCCCCAAAAGUUGGCUAAUCCCAAAACACGGUACCGAGACUGGAUGACUCACCCAAGGGCCAGGACUAUGACCAUCGUUUCGAGGAUUCGAUCAUUGAUCGAGUUGGUAUGAAUUGUUGGAAAAGUGUAAUCCACAUUGGUUGGUCCCAAUUAAGAACAAUUUGAACGAAGAAAAAUCAGGAAGUGCGUGAUUGAAUAUUGCACAUGUGUCCGUGUCACGGUUAUUGGUGUGGAUUCAAACAGGAAUAAAUUGCUUGUGUGUGUGCGUGUGUGUUUACUUGGAAAACUUUUGUGUUCAGCAAUUUUCAGCCCAUUGCUGCCCCCUUUUUUCACGCUCGGAACAUUGACAGUCCGGAAGUUUGCCUGUUUAGGAAUUACUACUUUGUUGAGUGCACAGCGUAAACGAGACACUAACUUUGCCGUUUAUAGGAGUCCUGGCAGGGUGCGGGGAGGUUAUAAAUUGUGGAGUAUUUCAAUUGAAAAAAUAGGAAAAUUGUUCGAUGCAAUGGUGUUGUGACAUAGUUGAAGCCAGUGGGUGGUGAGCAAACGUAAGGGCGUCUAACACAUAUAUGAAUAUAGAAUCACAAAAUAGGGAAUACCUGUCUGGAAUGAAAAGUCAGAGAUUCUCGCUGUUACAUAAAAUCGAGUAAAGAGGAAUCCUGUAGGGAGAUCAAAACUGACGAUAAUAGAAUUUCCGUCGGACGUGGUUCGAUAAAAAAUUCAUCCAAAAAUUUUCUCAUCUUCGACACUGCACUUGGAAGGCGAGCUGAGGCUAGCAAAAAUGGGCACAGUGUUGAGUUUCAGUCCCCGGGAGCGUCGACCCAUUUAUUCGACGCAUCACCACAGCGCUGGUACGCUAUCAUCAUCAAACUCAGCGGACUUUCCAUUAAAUAACUACUCAUACGAGCAGUUGAAUAAUGUGAAAAACCGAGAGAAUAAUAAACCGCCGAAUUUGAUUCAAUCGGUGCCGAACAGCAAUGCAAACAAUAAUAACAACCUCAACAUCAGUGGCAAGGAUGACGGCAAAAAUAAUAACACAAACAGUGCCGCAACGUUGAUGCUUCUCCAGCAAACUCAUCAGGGCGGUAUCAACGGUAAUGCUAACAUCAAUAGCAUUAACAAUAACAUCAACAGCAACAACAACAGCAACAGCAUACAGGAGCGCAACAACAACAGUAGUAAUACUGACAGCGCUCGUAUCCUCUCCGAGAAGAAUGCUCUGGAGAAGAAUCUCAAGAAACAUUCGCUGUUCAUCAAUGCACUGUCGUGGAAACGACUGGCAGCAUCCCAUGGCAAAAAGAAACUCGACAACCAGAAGAAUAAAUCGGCCAACCUGGCUACGGCCACGUUCCGUACCCCACUGACCGAUACUAUCCAUCCGAUGGUGGACAAGAACAAGAACCUCCAGCAGUCGCAGUCGUUUACACAGCCUAUCUCCAGCAACCAGCAGCUGCAGCAGAUUCAAGUUGCCCAGCAGCAACAGCAGCAAACGGUGUACUUUACUCCCGGGGGCCCAAAGGCACUGCUCGCGCUAGAUCUCGUGCGAGCCAACAACACAAAUCCGCUGUCGCAACCGGAUAAGUUGGCCCCCAAACUGCCUCUGCAGUUACCAUUGCCACUGCAGCCGAUCAUCAGCCAACAACAGGCUCAGCAUCACCACCAGCAGCAGCAAGGACAGGUGCCGCAGCAGUUACACCAUGGUCACGGUCCGCGGAAAACCGUCAUUCAGGCCUCAACCUCCGAACUGCUGAAAUGUUUGGGAAUAUUCCUACAUGAUCGAUGCCGGAAAUUGCGAGAUUUCCAAGCGGGCGACGCCGUGAUGUGGCUGCGGGCAGUCGAUCGGAGUUUGCUGCUUCAAGGAUGGCAGGACGUUGCCUUCAUCAAUCCGGCGAAUGUGGUGUUCGUGUACAUGCUGGUGCGGGAGCUGGUGGACGGCGAGGAGACCAAGGAAGCGGAACUGCAGGCGGCGGUGCUCACCUGUCUCUAUCUGUCCUACUCGUACAUGGGCAACGAGAUUAGCUACCCGCUGAAACCGUUCCUGGUGGAGGACUCGAAGGAUAAAUUCUGGGACAGAUGUCUGCUGAUCGUGAACCGACUGUCGUCCAACAUGCUGCGGAUCAACGCGGAGCCCGGUUUCUUUACCGAAAUCUUCACCGAGCUGAAGGCCUGCGGAAUGAACUCGGCCAGUUCAAACUCUAACGGAAAUCUGCCUUGCGGUGCGGCUUGACGCAGCAACAGCAGUAGCCGACAUCCCCGCGAAGUUGUCGUCCGGCUGUCGAUUGCCGGCCAGCAGCAGAAGUACCAGCACCAGACAACCCUCCAGGAGCUGACUAGCGUCGUUUGAACAACUACUAGCACCAACAGUCGGUUGCCGCACGGGCAAGGAAUAAGCAACGAGCGAGCCUAAUGCGCCUACGUACAACUAUCAUCUAAUACACACAACACAACAACAACCACACACAGACACACACACACACCAGCACCACCAAGAGCACCACUACCAUAGGGGCCGUACAUUUCAUUGAAAUGUUGCGUAGCUGCGUGGUGAUCCUCAUCGUUGUCGUUCACAGUAGUUAAAAUGUAAAUUUUCUGCGACAAGUGUUCCGCGAUCUCACACUAAAGGCUCAAUAUGAAAACUAAUGUAACGGAUCGAUCGCCCCGUUUAUUGUAUGCGAGUACUCUGAAGACCAUGAGCGAAAAAAUACAAAAAAGAAGAAAGGUCUUUUUAAACAAUAGAACUAUAUUGAGAGAGGUGGGUGUUGUGUUCAUUUAAUUAUGGACCCGGGAACAUGAUAUUGUAGAUUAGCAGAAAUAGUAAAAAAUCCACUAUUUAUCAUUCAAAGCAAAUAUUGCACAGCAAUGUUCCGCUGUGCAUUAAAAUCAACAGCUGUCGAAAACAAGUAGAAAUAGACUUUGAAGUUUGGAGAAAAUAGCAUUUCUGCGAAGCGAUUUCCUUUAACGAUCAACCGUUUUUGUAUUCAACGUCAAGUGUGAGUUAUUUUUCAAAAGUCUACAGAAUCUUCACAAUAUUCAACGAUUUCGAUAAAGUUUAGAGUGUUCCAUAGGGUUGGUAUUUCAAUAUUUCAGAAUAUGUUGGCGAUAUCAAAUCGCAAAGUUUCAUCGUAUAGGACUCAGCGUGUAGACCCGGUUUUUGGAAGAUCUCAUAAAGGCUCUGCCCAACGCCGGGACGGAAUAUAGUUCUGUAAAUUAAUAUCCAAGAAAAGACAAGAACGAACUUCGUCGAUGUAGACAGAAACGAGCGAUAAUGUUUUUAUAGUGAGCCCUAUCUCUGAUCUCCGCUGAAUACCGGAGAAAUAGCCCUCAUGGAGGACGGUACUCCAAGCUAAACCUAUUUUGUAUAGUGAGUAAGUGUAUGUUAAUAUUUAAAUUCAGUGGUUAAUUGAAGUGCGAAACAAAAAACGAAAAGAAUGUUUGCAGUGGUGUGAGAUGUAAGAUGCAAGCUGGUAAAUUCCAGAAAUGGCGAUAAUUGAUGAUCAAUAGUAUUCAUUCCUUCCGCGAAGAAACAAAAAAACAACAAAAAAUGAUCUGCUGUGCAAUGGUUGAAAUCAUGAAUGUUUUGAAAUAAGUUCGUCGUUACAUAUCGUUUAGUUGAGUCCCUUACUUUGGUGACAUCUCAGAAAUAAGUUUGCCACGUUUUUGUUAGGUUAUAUAUUGAUACAUAUCAGGAUUGUGUAAAAUGAGCUACGUAAUAGGCAAAAAAAAAGAAUGUGAACAAAGUAACAUUUUUCAGCAACAAUUCUCGGCUGUACAAUACGAUUAUUUGAUCAGAUAUACUAUACUAACGCCAUUUGCAUGAAGAACGAAAUUUAAGCUAGCUUUCAAAUUUUUGAAAAGUUGCGUUGAAAAAUUAUAAGCAUUUAAACAUUUGUAAUUGUGGCUGCAAUGUUAACCUACCGAGUAACUAUUCAUUGAACCGGUCUUCGGUGGGGUGCGUUUCAUAUUUAUAACAGCAUGAGAUCAGCUGGAUUCAUUCGGAUAUCCCUGCAACUGGUCCAUUCGGUAGAUAGUAUUUUACCUUCUUGGCCCGCAUGCGAAGGCUCAUAUCAUAUUCAUAUUUUGCGGAAGCGUUUAAAACUGAUCGAGGAAUCCAUCGGCAUGUGAUGCAGGAAACUGGGAUCGAUCUCUUCCACAAUUGUACGUUGUAUUGUCGAAUACUUCAAUGGCUUAAUAGCAGAUAAGAAGCGCCUUACUAAGUAGGUUCCUUCAACAGGCUUUGCUCCAUUAGAGUUGCCGACGAUCCUUCGUCGAGAAAAGCGUAGGUUGUCACUUGCUUUCCCUUGAGAUGUAUGAUAACGGGCAUGUAGCGAAACAAAAUCUUCUUCGUCGCAUUCGUAAACAUGUUGCAGCUCUGCGUCGUAGUACGCUCGUUUGGUGGCUUCCUAAAUCCGAGUGUUGUAGGUUUACUGUACCGCUUGCCCUCGUGCAGUAGUUGACUAUGUGUAAGACACUUCCUGCACAGCUGCCAUAUCGAUGAACUGUCGACACUUCUUUGGACCGUUGCAUUCAUCUAGUCACACAAAGCAACCCCUCGGAGCAAUGAUCGAAUUAUCUUCCGAAAGAAUUGUAAUGCUGGAUUUAGAGAUGUGCCAUCCGCACAAGAGCUGUUCCGAAGAAUCGACUCUUUGAAGAGAGUUGACGCGGAACAGCUCGCAAAAAAAAUCAAACAGCUCUUCAGCUCACUUUGAUGAUGAUGCAGGAGAGAAAAGAGCUGUAGAAUUGAAGAGAGUGUGUGAGCUGUAAGAUUCAAAUGAACUGACCGUCUCUCGCUCUGCGUGUUAUGACAUCAGUUCAGUUUCAUUUGUUCCUUGUCUUUUCAACAGUUAUACUCGCUUUGACGGAAUUGGGCUUUGUUUACCAGUUUAGGGGGCGCCAAAAAUAAUAAGUGACUUUCAGGCAGAAUGAACACGUUUUUAAAAUUCAAAUUAUGAAUGAAAAUUAACAUCUGUGUAUUAAAUUAGUAUUCUAUUUCAAUGAAAAACACUUUGUUUGUAGGCGGUGAAAAUAUCUCAUAAGAAAAUUCUUUUUGAAGACAAUUUUAUAUUAUAAUGAAAUUCUCAGUAAAAAUGUCGGAAAUGUAUAGACAAAUGGUUAAAUAAGAUUCAGGAAUACGUGUUUUAAGUAAUUUAAUAACACGGUGUGAAAAAAUUCAUGUAAAUUUUAACAUUUAACAAAAAACUGGCUUCGUGUCUUCUAAUCUGAUAAAGAUUACACUAUCGAGUUUGGGACCCAAAUUGAAAGUCGCCACCAGACGUCGUUACUGACAACUGAGCUGAAGAGCUGUUCAUAAAGAACAGCUCUUUUAGAUGAACUGAGCUGAUCUGAGCUGUUCAUCAUGAUGAGCUGGAUUGCACACCUCUAGCUGGAUUCGCUUUCAUAAUGGAAAUUGAUGUAGUUUCUCGGGCCCGAUUACGAACAUCACUUCAUGGUGAGAACGAAGUAAUAAAAUGCCAAGUUUACACUUCGGAUGAACUCUUCCACAUUUUCUCACUCACGUAGUGUUCGUAAUAAGCAGGGAUGCCAGCUGAUUUUUUCAGAUGUCUUCACAUAAUAUGAAAAAAAUGUCUUCAAAUGUCUUCACAAUCAUAUUGAAGGGAAUAAAAAUUCGAUUUUUUUUUCAAUAAAUACAAACAAAGAAUAUAUUUCGCAGCUGUGAACUAUAUCUUAAGGGUUUAAAAAUGAUAUUUGACCGUCAAUAGAGUGUAUAUUGUUCCAAUUUUCCCACAGAAACGGAACCGUGAGCAGUGUUCUGUACGCAGAAUCGAAUUCCAAAAAACAGAAUCAAUUACUUCCAUUUCUCAAACAAUUUUCAUGAACAACUCAAUUUGUUCAUUUCAACUUUGAAGUUUUUGUUGUAACUCAAACCAUGUCCAUAAAACUAAUUAUCAAAACGGUAUGUAACCUUCGAUUUGUAAAGUGGCCGUGAAAAAAAGCGAGUGAAUGACACCGAGACAAAAUUAUCCAUUGGUUACUAAAGUCAAAAGUCUGGUUUACUUUUGACACUAAUAAAAAAACGAACGAUGACACUGAGACAAAAGCCGUACUUCUUUUGACGAUAAUUUCGAACAAUAGCAGGAACUGAGUCAAACCUGGCAUCUCUGGUAAUAAGGUUGUACUCACUUCAUUUCGCUUUCACCGUGAAGUGGCGUUCGUGAUCAGGCCACUCUUCUUUCCCGUCUCUCAAGUUUCAGAGCCAUCAUGGAUGUGGAAUGUGUAACUUAUAAAACAAUUUGCUACAGAAAACAUUUCUUUGGAGCUAUGCUUCUCUUUAUUCACUUGAUAAUUUCAGACUGAACUAACAAAUGUCGGCCCUGCCUUUGAUAUAGAAUGAUAAAGGGGUUACUUUUGAUUGUGAGAAUUUUCAUUGAAUGAUGCUGAUUCCGAUUCUCAGGAACUGUUUAUCUUUGAUUUUAACCCCUAAGUGGUGUGAUGAUUUACACUGAUGUUGAUGAUGCAGCGGGUCGUAUCUUCGCUGUUUAUAUUCCAUAUACAUGCUACGUAGAUUCACUGACGUCGUAACAAUGCGCACUGCAUUGACAUAAACCAACUUCCAACUUCAGAAAGCGCGACUCUAUUCAACCCAACCCUUAUUUGACAUGUGAAAAAAAAUAGUCAAUCAAUACAAAAAUAUUCUAUUGCACUUUUGCAGAAAAUUCUCGAUUUCGGUUUCUCGAUGCUUGGUUGUGUAUUUAGGUUCUUGUCAAUUAAAUCCACCCCAUUGUCACGAUACCUCUGAACAACUUCCUAGUCGUAAUGGAAACUUACCAAAUCAGUCCAACACGUUUUGAGGCAUUCUUCUUCGUCCAAUUUCGAGUCCAUAGUCUUGUUUGUGAAGGAAAAAUAUUAGUUUUUACUUCACAGGUGCAAAUACCGUGCCAAAUUGAUGGCUUUUGAGCAUUUUUUUCCUCAACGUGAACUUUAAUAUUCCGGGGACAUUUCCUCGUGCCACGGGGAAUUUUUCGACCAGGAGCGGAAUCCUUCAUACCUCAUCAAAUUUUGGUCUGAAGUUUUGACAAUUCAGAAUCGGUACGCAUCGGAACGGACAUAUCUCAGAACGUGAUUUAGAAUACAGCACUAUUAGAAGCAAAUGUUUUGGAUUUAUUGUCGUUUAAGGAUAGAAUAUGGGUUUUGCAAUUUUUAUUCCUCUCGAAAAAACCAAAUUUGGGCUUAAUGCGUUCCACCAACUCCUGCCCAAGUUGACCUAGUCGACUUCAUCGGCUACAUCUUUCCCGUAUCUGGCCAUUGAAGUAGUAUUUUGAACCAGUUGUUCACUUUUCUUCAGUUUAACUUUAACAGUACUGCAAUACAUUCCAAUUAGGUAGUUUUUCGGACAGUUUUAGGGGUUCAUCACUUUCUCAAUUAUGUCUAAUCCGUUAUUGCGAUACCACUGUCGUGCAUUCUUACUGCCACUACACUUGCCAAAACCGGCUAAAACAUGACGAGAUUAGGCGUUCGUUGAUGUAUAGAUUUAUCAGUAUUGUUGGUUAUGAUGAAAAUCGGAGUCUUCCUAGAACAAACUUAUAUCUCUUAAGAACAUCUCCGUGACCCCUGGCUUCAUCAAACUUCUGACCCGUAAGCUGUUUGAAGUCAAAUUUAACAUAUUUUUCAUCGUCCAUAAGAAUGCAUUCAUUGAAUUUGUUCAGCAACUCAUACCGCCUUUUUGACGUAAUGGUUUGCUCUACGGUCCUGUUUGGUUUUUGGAUAGCCAGACACUUGAAGAAACCAUCCCGAAUGCGUAUACUCCGAACUGUACUGCGUUUGUUGGCCACAACCACGUCUGAAGGUCGUGGAUUUGAAAGCCUUCACAACGUUCUGACGCAGUUUCCGGUCCACCGUACCGCUUCGACUUCUUUAUUAAACCUUCCUGGAACCAGAUAAAUGAUCCUUGAAAAAUUUUAGCACCGUAAAAAUUGUGGUUUUAGCCAUUUUUAAAUCCCUGUGAUCCUUGUAUCCAAUCAUGGAUCAGAAAUACUUUGUAAAUAAACUGAUAUCGAAGAUUCCACAACCGACUGGGAGCGCUGUACAGAAGAAAAAUAAAAUUUUGCAGCAUUUCCGUAUGAUGACACAUUCUUUUAUCUAACACGGGAUUUUAUUGAAAACAAUCGUCUUUUAACUUUCGACUAAAUAACAAAAACAAUAAAACACAUGAACAUAUGAACAUAUUUUCGUAUGAACUAUUUACGCAAGUUGCAUUAUAAACUUGAAACGCACCCUAUUAUGAAUUCCUAGAAACAAUUGGACAAGUCUUUUAUUCAUAAUUUAUGAAAUCGAAAACCCACAAUUCAAUUCAAAAUAGUAUCUGAGCAGAAUGUCGAAGUAUUGUUAUCGAUCGUUAUCUGAUUUAAUUCCCAUAAUCAAUUACGUCUCUCGUUUCGAAAUACCUCCAGAAAUUCAAAUACGUAAGAAGUAAAGAUUUCAAAAAUUGAUAAAAAAAAUAAUAACGACCCUCACACCAAACACAAGAAUAAAAACCUAGAAUAGCAAACUUAUAAUUCCAUCCAAGGUUUAGUUAAAAAAAUUUUAAGAACAUGCAAACAUGCUCACAAUUUUGACUAGUUUUAAACUGCAACGAAAGAGUAAUGAUACGAAUGGUGUCAACAGAUUUGCAACCCUGUAAAUAUAAACUCAUAUGAUCGAGUCGAAUCCGUACUAUGCUCGCUGCAGAUUUUGUUUCCUAUCCUGAUUGGCGGAAACUUUAAACAGAGAGAGAGAGAGAGAGAGAGAGAGAGAGAGAGAGAUGUAAAGAACCGAAAAUCGGUGAUCAACUAGUGUGUAAAAAUUGUUUUUCCGAACAGAAAAAAUCGUUCAAUCUAAUGGCCGAAUAUGUGCAAUGCGAAAACGUUUACUAGGCCAGAGAAGCUGAAGAAGCGAAAAUUAAGAAUAGUAUGGUCGAUUGUGCAAUAAGUCGUAGUAAUAGAGUUUGGAGAAAAAGUUAAAUUUAAAGUGUAGAUCGUUCAAUUUCCCUAUCGGUUUUCUGGUAAUGAUUCGUUUCUGAACGCCCGAAAGUACUACUCUUCACAACUUCCAAAACGUGAUUCACAAUCUGAGAAUUGUGACGUCUUGAGGUCGAUUCGCACUCAACGGAACGUCAGUGCUACCGACACGUCACUCUCACUGUCACCUCAUACUUCGAUAGAUGAUUUGUCAGAGGUCAUUACUAUGUAUUCAUCGCCCUAUCAAGAAUCGGCUUGAUGCAACGCUUGAUAGACUUUGACACUGAAGUCCGUGAACACUUCAUAACGUUGCUGAUAUAGGUGAGUAUUGCCACAAAAAAUGUCAUCGGAGAAUAUAUGACAUUACGUGGCAGCUCUUUUUGGUAAAAACGAUAGAAUCAAAUUACUACUAAAAAAUCUAGAAAAGAAAACCGAAAAAUCCUCGUAAGGGGUGGAAAAAUCGCGUGUAUUCCUGCGAUGAUUAACCAUCAACAGAAUUGAAAGUUUAUUAAGCAGAAAAUGUAGCAGUGAAUUAGUAGUAGUGUGGUUAGUGUAAAUUUUCUCCCCCACUGACAGAGCAGACUUCCCCUAGGGAAUAGUGGACAAGAUAGCGAAAUUAAGAAAGAACGGACAGAAAAUACUCGAACAAAUCCGUGGUAAUAAUCCGUGAAAUUUGUCGAAGAGAACAAACAAAUAGAAGCAGAUUAUUACUAGCAAAUAAUACUCAUACAAAAUAUGAACACAAAAAAAACACAAAAAAUAUACCAAAAAGAAUACUGUUGAAUGUUGAUUAUAAACCAAAGUAACAGAAUUACACAUAAUUAAAGUUAUUAACAAAUUGGAACGAAGACGUUGUCACUGAUGGAAGCAAAGGUGAAGCAGUCGAACUAAAGCAUAACUGCGAUGCGAUGAACACAGCGAGUUUCAAUACAAGUAGAACACAAUGGGUAAGAUUAAGAUGAUACAAGUAAACUUUACUGAUGGCAAAGUGUUGUUCGAAUCAACUAAAGACCAAUGAGAUAUAAAGUAGAACCGAAAAACAGUUGGAUGAACAAACCAAAAUAUGAACGCUACAUUUGGGAGAGCGAGUAGCGAGUGGAAAUCGGAAUUUGUUAUUUGAAAAAGAGACAAACUACACACAUCUACUAUCACCACGAACGAAUCUGAUCUGAUGAGAUUAGGUCAAAGAACAUUUAUUAUACAACCUAGAACAAUUGAUUGCCAAAAGACAACUCCAACCUUAAGUGAAUUCAACCAACCACGAGAACCCUUGACAAAAUCGUACCGAUUAGAAGAAAUUCUGAGCAGCCAGCAACCUGCUGGAGUGAAUGAAAAACCAAAAACUUUAAAAUACAGUCGAGUUGUCAGCUGGGAAAAAAAACAUUAAAUGAAACACAAAUAGUAACCGACGAAAAUAAAUAAUUGCAACUAACCUUUGAACCCAAUUUGACGAAACACUUGAGAAGAAGUGGAGACAUUAAAACAAAAAUAUUGCGAUAAUAUAAUACUACUGAUUAAAACAAAUUAUAAUUUUUUAAGUAGAAAAUAAAUCUGAAAACACAAAA